AUAAAUAUAUAUUUUUUUUACAGGAGUAAAACAUCCAAGAAUCUUUUCCUUCAACAUGGCUCCACGAAAAGUAAAAACUACAAAGGAAGAACCAACUUUAGCAAUAGGACCUCAAGCUCGAGAAGGAGAAAAUGUUUUUGGCGUAGCACACAUAUAUGCAAGUUUUAACGAUACUUUUGUUCAUGUUACAGAUCUUUCUGGAAGAGAAACUAUCUGCCGGGUAACAGGAGGAAUGAAAGUUAAAGCUGAUAGAGAUGAAUCAUCACCAUACGCUGCUAUGUUGGCUGCUCAAGAUGUUGCUGAAAGAUGCAAACAAUUGGGAAUAACAGCCUUACAUAUAAAACUUAGAGCAACUGGUGGAAAUAGGACCAAAACUCCUGGCCCAGGUGCUCAAUCUGCUUUAAGAGCAUUAGCACGUUCUGGAAUCAAAAUUGGGAGAAUUGAGGAUGUGACACCAAUACCUUCUGAUAGUACAAGAAGAAAGGGUGGUAGAAGAGGUCGCCGUUUAUAAAACUAUUUUAUUUAAACCAAAUUUCUACUAUUAUAUUAUAUAUGUAACUUAUCGAAUUGUGGUAAUAAAAGAUAUCUGAGAUAUUAAAA
Messenger RNA from Gordionus sp. m RMFG-2023, 600 nucleotides. RefSeq names its product small ribosomal subunit protein uS11. Gene Ontology annotation, molecular function: structural constituent of ribosome. The coding region runs from base 56 to 511 and encodes 151 amino acids. Gene Ontology annotation, cellular component: ribosome; cytosolic small ribosomal subunit. NCBI's taxonomy places the organism in Eukaryota, Metazoa, Nematomorpha, Gordioida, Chordodea, Parachordodidae. The transcript is spliced from 4 exons. The record is from RefSeq and is a predicted model, not a curated record. Gene Ontology annotation, biological process: ribosomal small subunit assembly; translation.